UGAUCUGCUCUAUGGGCGCUCGUUGUGUUGAUCUGGUUGAUCACAAACACACAAACAACGCUCGAUUGGAUGUUACUAUCGUGUAUUUUCGUUCGUAAGUUGUAAAAGAACAUAAUAUUGUUAAGUAUUUUCGAUGACAGGAUAUUUUUCAUAAUUUUGUUAAGAUGGAAAAUAAUCCAGGCUUUCCAGUGCUACGAUCCGUCAAGGUAUUGAAACCUGAGUUCCAAGAUUUGAAGAAGAUUCCAAUAACGUCAGACACUUUUUCGCUUGGUCGUGGUUUAAAGAACUCUGUAGUUAUUCCAUUCAUAUCAAUAUCCAGAAGCCAUUGUAUUUUUCAAAAAGUCAACGAUAAAGAGUGGGCUGUUCAAGAUAAUAGCACAUUUGGUAUUCAAAUCAAUGGACAAACACUGGGCAAGGGGCAGGAGAGAAAACUGGGCAAUGGAGACCUUAUUACCUUAGAGCAGACAGGAGAAUUUAUCUAUACUUUUUUGUAUGAACCUGAAGACUUCGAACUACCACGUAAACGACAAAAGAUGGAGAGAGAUGAAAUACUUGAUGAUGUCAAAAUGAAGUUUAGAGAGUCUCAAAACUCUCAAAGAAAAUAUGUUGAGGAGAAGCUACAAAAUGCUAAACAGAUACACACUAAAUCUGUAGUACUGAAACACCAACUACAAACAGACAUGAACAGAAAAAUAAAUCACCUUCAAAGCGAGUUUGCAUUACAAAUAGAAAAUCUCAAGGGAGAGAAGUUGGAAGUCGAGCGACAGAAAUUAAUUCUUGAAGAAGAGAGAGAUUUACAAUUAGCAAGUGUUAAACAAGAAAUGGAACAACAGAUUUGUGAACUGAUGGACCAAAUUCAAAAACAAAAAACAACUGAGGAUGAGCUUAUUAAAGAGAACAACUUGCUUUUGAAGAAACUUGACAAAGAAAGGGAAGAGUUCUUAGAGGAGCUUAAUCGUGAAAACACUUCUAAACAAGGCAUGUUAGAUAAGUUGGAAGAAAAACUACGGGAGCAAGAGGAAGCCCGAGUGAAAGAGAAGGAAGAGUUUUUAGCUUUGGUGAAACAGCAAACUGAUGCUAUUAGAUUGCUCAAAGAACAGGAAUUAAAAGACUUGGAAGAAAAAAAGAGAAUAAGAGAACAAGAAAUGCUAGAAGAAUUGAAUGCCACCAAAAAGAAUCUUGAAAAUAAAAUUCAUCAAACUGAACAGGAGAAACAGAAGGCAGAACAAUUGUUACAAGAGCAAAUGGAACACAUGAAAAUGAUAAGCAAUCAAGAUAAAAACAAAAUGGAGGAAUUGAUGAAGGAAAGAGAAGAGAUCCAAAAUAAAUUGAAUGAAGCACAAUCCAAUGCUGAGAAGUCCCUUGUGGAACUGCAGAUACGAGUAAGAGACAGAGAAACUGAGUUAGCAACACUAGCUGCAGAAAGGAUUCAUAAACAAGCGGAACAUUCAAGUGCAGUCAUCAGUACUUUACAACAACAACUUGAAACGGUUCAAAAUCGACUACAUAAAGUUGAGUCAGAGAAGAACACAAUUUUGGAGAAUCUGUGUGCACCCGAGCAGGCUGGCGAGGGAUCUUCAAAAGAAAUGGUUAUAACACAAGUGGGAGACCUCAUGGAAAGUGAACUGCAGUGUGUCAUAUGUGCAGAACUGUUUAUCACAGCCACCACACUCGGGUGCUCACACACAUUUUGCAAGUAUUGCAUCACUAAGUGGAAGAGAAAGAAGAGGGAUUGCCCAAUAUGCAGAGCACCAAUUAGUUCACAAUGCAGAAGUUUAGUACUAGACUCGUUUAUCGAGAAGAUGGUACAAAAUCUAAGUGAGGCUACGAAAAUAAGAAGAAAAGAAAUAUUACAGAGUAGACAAGAACUCGUGGCUGAACUGGCCCAGAAGACCAACGCUCGUGCCAACUGCCGAAGAAUCAGCGCCAUCAGUAGGUCCGCCUUGCACCAAGCGGCGCAGGAACAGGGGUUCGCGACAUUCGAGGAAUAUUUCGCAUACCAAUACGGCGGCGACUUCCCCGGCUUUGAUAGUGGAUUUGACGUGGUUACCGACGCAGAACUCGACGAUAUCAUCGCCGGCGGAGAGGGAUAUAAUAUUGGUGGUGGAAGAAGACGAGACCUCCCGGUCCCGGGACUGCCAGACUCUUACUACGGAGGCUACGGGCGCUGCUUCCGCUGCGGCGCGCGCGGACACUGGGCCCCCGGCUGCCCCGCACUGUAGCUCCUAGCGCUAACAACCGCCAAAUCAAAUCACCCUUGAACACUAAACCUAUUUACCGGCUUUAAAACAUAGAUCUACGUACAUAUGAUUAUCAGAAGAUAAACAGCUUCGAGUAUGUCAACAAGAUCCGGAUAAUUUAUUGAUUUGCAAUUUGUUUUACAUAUAUUGUAUUAUUUUAUUAGAAUUUGUCAAUUUUGUUUAACCCUACGAGGUCAACGUGUAGAAGAGAGAAAAUGCUAAUUGAAUUAUACUACAAACACUAUGUAAUUAGUAUGCACGUCUGUUGCACUUAAGUUACUUACGUAGCAUUUAAAUUUGUUAAUCAGUCAAGCUGGUAACAAGAUUGCGCUUUUGGAGGAAAAAUAUGUCAUGUCUAUUAUUCUGUGUUUUAUACUGCAUUGUACGUAUCAAUAUUUAUUAGUUUCAACCAAAGAGGCUGCCCUAGACUAAAGCUAACCGAUAUUGACAUAGUGAAUCUGAUUUACAUGAGAUAUAUUAUGCCAAAUCACGCCAUUUAAAUUUAAAUAUGAAUGUAAAAAAGUAGCCAUCAUAAUGUAAAACUAUAAAUAAAAAAAAUCUAGUAAUGAUAAUUACAAUUUUAAGAAUUAUUUUAAAUUGAUGGAACAUGACUUUACCAAAACUAUUGCUAAUUAUAUUUUUAUUGAAUGUAAUUUUACUCUAAAAUUGUAUCAACAAUAACUAUUUUCAUUUACAGGCUGAUUCUACCUCGUAGUACGAUGCUGUUGAAAACCGCCUCUUCUCGUUAUCGUGUGACGAAUUUGAAUUUCCAACAGGUGGCUUAAAGGAAAUAUUGAGCAUUAGAUACUUGCUCUAAAUCAUUUGUGAUAUAAGUAACGGAGUUACAGAAUAUUGCUGUUGUGUUGUUCUGUUAGUUUGUUGUUCAAAGUUACUUUAGCGGUGCAGCCUACGACUUUUAUUAAAUGUAUAAUUUAUCAUCAUCAUUGGCCUAGCCUUUUCCCAACUAUAUUGGGGUCGGCUUCCAGUCUAACCGGAUUCAUUUUAGUACCAGUGUUUUACAAGGAGCGACUGCCUAUCUGGCCUCCUCAAUCCACUUACCUAGGCAACACCCUUGGUUAGACUGGUUGCUAGACUUUCAAGCUUCUGAUCCAAGUACCUGUAACGACUGUCAAAGAUGUAGAAAUA
Molecule: messenger RNA, 3386 nt
Organism: Trichoplusia ni (cabbage looper)
Lineage: Eukaryota; Metazoa; Arthropoda; Insecta; Lepidoptera; Noctuidae
Product: E3 ubiquitin-protein ligase RNF8-like
Exons: 12
Coding region: 165-2222 (685 amino acids)
Biological process (GO): protein monoubiquitination; DNA damage tolerance
Cellular component (GO): Rad6-Rad18 complex; nucleus
Molecular function (GO): protein binding; single-stranded DNA binding; ubiquitin protein ligase activity
Source: RefSeq, a predicted model, not a curated record